Dermatophagoides farinae (American house dust mite) is the source of this 6029-nucleotide messenger RNA. The record is from RefSeq and is a predicted model, not a curated record. Lineage: Eukaryota; Metazoa; Arthropoda; Arachnida; Sarcoptiformes; Pyroglyphidae.
CGUAUGUUUGAUUUGAUUUGUUUCAUUUUUUUUCAUUUCCAAAAAUGUAAUUUGUUCCAAUACCAGGAAUGAUAAUUUGAUUGAUUUUGUAAAGAUCUCAAUUCGUGUAAUUAUGGAAUAACCACAUCAACAACAACAACAAAAACAACAACAGCCAUCACCAUCGUUGUCAUCUUGAUUUCUUCAUAAUUCACACAUAUCAACAACAACAGCGGCAACAAUGCGUAUGAACGAGAUACAAUUAUUGGCAUUGGCUGAAAAAGCCUUGCAUGAUAAUGGCAUACGUGGUUUUCUAUUCAAACGUACAUCAGAAAAUUCAAAAUGGCAAUUACGUUAUUUUGUUUUAUUUCAAAAUCUUUUAUUUUAUUUUGAAAAUGAACAUACACAAAAACCUUCGGGCAUAAUAUUUUUGGAAGGUUCAUAUUGUGAUAAAAUGGUCAUAACGACAUCGAAAACAAUCACCGCUACCGUUGGUUUAGGUGGCAAUACAUCGACCAAUCUUCAGCAUUAUUUUACAAUCACGUAUCGUAAAGAAGGUUCAAAAACUUUUGAACUAAAAGCCGAAACUGAAACCAAAUGCAAUGCAUGGGUACAUGCCAUUGAAAAUGCAAGCUAUUCAAAAAUGUUAUUACAAAAAGAAGAAUUGGAACAAAAACAUUUACAUCUAGUGCAGAUUGUUGAAAGUGAAAAAACCGCUAAAUGGCAAUACACACAACAAUGUGAAGAAUUGACAAUGGAAAUUAAAAAAUUACGUGCCGAGCUUUUCUCAUUGAAUCGUGAAUGGCGUUUAGCACCGAAUAAUCGUAAUCAAAAUCUAUUAGAACUUGGUGGCCUAAACGAUGAUAGUGAAGAGAUAAGAAAAAUAAAAAAAGUUCAAAGUUUUUUCCGUGGCUGGCUUUGUCGUCGUCGAUGGAAACAGAUUGUUAUUGAAUAUAUUAAUUCACCGCAUGCUGAAAGUAUGCGUAAAAGAAAUAGUCUCGUAUUUCGUAUGGUCGAAGCAGAAGAAGAAUAUCUUGAACAAUUACAAUUGAUGGUAUCCUGUUUUUUACGUCCAUUCAAAAUGGCUGCCAGUUCACAGAAACCACCAUGUUCACAUGAUGAAGUUAAUUCAAUAUUUUUGAAUGCCGAAACCGUUAUGUUUUUACAUCAAAUUUUCUUGAAAGGAUUGACAGCUCGUAUGGAAUGUUGGCCAACAUUGGUAUUAGGAGAUUUGUUCGACAUGUUGUUGCCCAUGUUGAGCAUAUAUCAGGAAUAUGUUAGAAAUCAUCAUUUCUCAUUACAAGUAUUGGCCGAAUGUAAACAACGGGAAAAAUUUGCUUCAAUGUUACGACGAUUAGAAGAAAAACCAAUCAUACAGGGACGUACAUUGGAAACAUUUCUAACAUAUCCAAUGCAUCAGGUACCACGUUAUAUAAUAACAUUACAUGAAUUAUUGGCACAUACACCACAUAAUCAUGUUGAAAGAAAAAGUUUGGAAAAUGCACGAAUGAAAUUGGAAGAAUUAUCAAGGCAAAUGCAUGAUGAAGUUAGUGAAACGGAAAAUAUCCGUAACAAUCUGGCCAUUGAACGUAUUAUUGUCGGUGGUUGUGAUAUAUUGCUCGAUGUUAAUCAGGUUUUCAUCCGUAAAGGAUGUGUUAUACAAGUAUUGAAUAGUGAUCGUAGUAAAACAACUAGCCGUGUUGCACGUAUUGGUUCAUUUCGUGGUCUUAUUGAAAAAGAAAUCAUGCGACAAUGUUAUCUAUUCUCUAAUCAUAUGCUUCUUUGUACAAGAACUUCUGGUGGAAAAUUAUCAUUAGUUGAUGGAAUUGGAAAAAUUCCAUUAGCCGAAGCAACAUUGAUUGAAGAUCCAAAUGAACAAUUUCAAUUCACCGUGGAUGAUACAGAAGGCUCUAUUAGCUCAACUUCAAGUCAUUCAAGUGAUGCUGGUACCGGGACCGGUACUGGAACUGGAACUGUAGGAACAUUGAUAAAUACUACUGGUACAAAUAUACCAUCGUUUAUAAAUCAAACAACAACAACAACAGCAACAACAACAACCAAUGUAUCAUCAUCAACAGCAACAAAUAAUGCAACAACAGCAACGCCAACACAUUCAGGAAAAGAUUAUGGUGGUCUGGAUUUCAAGAUAAUUGUUGAUUGCAAAACUGGACCACCGGUAACCGUACAUUUGGUUGCACCAACAUUGCAGGAAAAAACAGCAUGGAUAUCGGAUAUUAGCCAGUGUAUUGACAACGUCCAUUUCAAUGAUUUAUUUCAUGGAACAUUGAAUGAUUCAUCAUCUAUUACUAUGCCACAUUCGAUCAGAAACGAUCCACGUCUUUUUAAAGAUGAUGUUGAUAUACGUUUUAGUCGUACAUUGAAUUCAUGUAAAUUACCUCAAAUUCGUUAUGCUAGUCCUGAACGUUUAUUUGAACGUUUAACUGAUCUACGAUUUUUAAGCAUCGAUUUUUUAAAUACAUUUCUACUCACAUAUCGUGUAUUCACUGAUAGUAUUACGGUUAUUGAAGCAUUGAAACGUGUCCAUUAUAGUCCAGAUCUAUCGACAAUGAAUGCAUCAUUACAUGAUUCAUCUGGUUCAUUAGAAGAAGGAACCGGUGGUGGUGGUGGUGGUGGUGGUGGUGGUAAUAAUAAUGCAAAUGGCAAUACAACCACAAAAAUAGAUUCAACACAUUUACAUCCUGGCCAAUCACCAUAUCAUUAUUCUGGUAUUAUAACAACGACCAAUUCGCUCAAUACAUCACAUUCAAAUACUGGUGGUGGUGGUGUUGGUGUUGGUGGUGGUGGUGGCGGUGGCAGUAGUGGUGUCUCUGCAACUAUUAUUGGAAAUGUCAAUGUUAAUAAUGUAUCAGCUGCCAAUGAAUAUUUAUCAACCACAAUUGAUUAUGAUUAUUCACGUCGUGUUAGUAAUAGUUCAGUACUUUCUGAUCUUAAUGAUCUUGGUCAUCGUGAAUCUAUUGUAUCGACCAAUUCAGAAUCAACAGCUGGUCAACAAUUGGCACAAGUACAGCAAAUGUUUGCAUCGAAUACAAUACGUAAUAAUCAACAUUGGCGUUUAAGUUAUCGUAAAUUUGAAGAAGAACAAGCACGUGAACGUUAUUUAAAACGAAUGAAUAAUCGUUUAGCUCAUGGAAGUAUUUCAUCGACAACCUCAUCAAAUGUGGGCAAUAAUAAUGAAAAUAUACAAACUACUAGCGGCAGCAGCAACAACACUAAUACCGGUAAUAAUAUUAGCAGCAGUAGUGGUCAUUUUCAAUUACCAGCUGGUGAACCUAUGCUUACACCAGCAAUUACUGAUCCAAUUGCCGUUCCAGUUCCACCGCCACCAAGUCCAGAAGUUCCGGGUUAUUUACAAAAAAGUACAAAAGAAGCUUCCUCAACAUCAUCAUUAAUGGCUGAUAAUAAAGAAUCGGCCACUAGUAGUAGCAAUGAUGAUCGUUCACCUAGUCCAACUGAAUCAUCAUCUAGUCAUCAAUCCAAACAAAUGACAGCAAUACAUCGUCCAAAUCAACAUUUACGAAUAAUAACAAAUAAUAAUAAUAAUAAUAACGCUGCUCAUCAGGAUCAAGUUUUAUCACCACAUUCACAAUCAUGUGAUACAUUGACAAAUAAUUCUGAACAAAGUUAUCCAGCAUCACCAUUAAGUUCAGCAACCAGUUCAGCCACAUUGGUUGGUACAGAUUCACAUACAUGUUCACCGAAACCAAGUCCAGUACAGAAAACAUCACCACAUAGUUUACCAGGACAAAAUUCUGCUGAACAUGGUGCUGUGAAUCAAGAUUAUGAAACUAUACCGGAAGAAAAUGUAGAAAAUCGACAAAGAUUAGUACAGAAUACUGUUGCUGCAUUACAUGAUCAGUUAAGUGAAGGAACACCACCUCCAACGCCACCAAUACCGGGUACACCACAAAAACAAUCUCAACAUCAUCAACAACAACAUCAUCAUCAUCAUUAUCAUCAUCAUGUCCACCAACCGCCGCCAAUACCAUCACAUCCAGCAUCAUCUGCUCCACCAAUAUCUAGUGUUGGUUCGUGUUUUGUUUUGCCACCGAAAAGUCAAAAUCCCAAAUCUACUGAAUCUCGAUCAGGAAGUAUUUCGGUUCCACCACCAGUAAAAUCAUCUGAAUCACGUUCUGGUAGUAUUGGCCAUUCUUCUGCACCGUCGGGUAGAUUAAGUGCAACCAGUAUGAAUUAUCUUCGUGUUCGUGGAGCCGGUUCUAAACGUGGAUCAGGUAGUAGUGAAUGUGAAAGUAUGGCCAGUUCAUCUGUAACACCACGAUCAUCAUUUCAAACGGACACAAGUAUCAGUACGGCACGUAGUUCAUUUCAACAUCCAGAAUCACCACAAAUGUCUAGCAAAGCCGGUGUUGUUGUUAUUUCAUCACGUGCUACGUCACGACGUUCAAGUACAGCUUCAGCAGCUUCCGCUUUUGCUGCAGCAACAGCUGCAUCUAGUAAUCCACCAGAACCAACGGAUCCUAUGAUGAAACAGGUGAUUGUAUCACGUGGUAGUAGCCGAUUUUCAAGUGCAGCUGGUGCAGAUCUGAAGAUACCAAAUAGCCAAGGUGGCGGCGAUAGGACUGGAGCUACACAGAAUGCACAGAAUAUUGCUGCUAAUAAUGAACGAAUCGCUCAACGAGCUAAACGUGAAUCUAUGAUUAGUACGGCCGCUACAAUGCGUGUAUUGAACGUACUCAGACAUUGGGUUAGCAAACAUUCACAAGAUUUUGAAAAUGAUCAAAAAUUAUUGCAAAUUACCACGGAAUUUUUGGAAGAAUUAGUACACAAUACGAAUCUAUUGCCAGCUGAACAUAAAGCAGCUGUUCAAUUGCAACAAAUGAUUGCCAAACAAACAAUGGAAGCUAAAGAAAAAGUUGAUCUUGAUGUAUUGUUAGCAGCGCCAAUACAACCAAGUCAAGAUAAUAUUGAAACACUGUCGGCAUUAGAGAUAGCCGAAGUGAUGACAUAUUUAGAUCAUAAUAUUUUCAUUCGUAUACGAAGCGAAGAAUUUCUAGGUCAAGCAUGGAUGAAAGAAGAUAAGAGUAAAAAAGCAUUUCAUAUUCUUUUAAUGACUAAACAUUUCAACGAUAUUAGCCGUUUGGUUGCAUCGGAAAUAUUGCGUGUACCAGAGCUUCAUAAACGUGUUGCCAUCAUUGAAAAAUGGGCAGCUGUUGCCGAUAUUUGUCGAUGUUUUCAUAAUUUUAAUGGUGUUUUACAAAUAUGUGCUGCAUUCACAAAUUCAUCUGUAUAUCGUUUGAAAAGAACAUGGGAAAAGGUUGCUAAAACUACCAAACAGACUAUUGAAAAAUUGCAGACAUUAGUUUCAACAGAUGGACGUUUUCGUAAUAUGCGUGAAGCAUUACAUCGUUGUGAUCCACCGUGUAUACCGUAUUUAGGAAUGUAUUUAACCGAUUUAUCUUUCAUCGAAGAAGGAACACCAAAUUUUACUGAUGAUGGUUUAUUGAAUUUUUCCAAAAUGAGAAUGAUUGCACAUGUAAUACGAGAAAUAAGACAUUUUCAACAAACACCAUAUAAAAUGGAACAUAAUCCAAAAGUUACAAAUUAUCUGCUUGACACAUCAAGACAUUUACAAGAUGAUGAAUUAUAUCAAAUGUCAUUGACAUUGGAACCACGGUUAUCACGUUUUUCACCACGUAUACAUGUACCGAAUGUAGGAUCAACGGCAACAUCACCAUCGGCAACAACGGGCAAUCAAACAGUGGCAAGCAAUAACAAUGAUAAUACUACCAUUUCAUCGUGAAAAUGUGAAUAUCAUUGGGGUUUUUUUUUGUCGUUUAUUUGCCACACAAUUUGCUUCAUCAAUCAAUCAAUUAAACUGGCCAAAAAUGAAAAUGAAAAUGAAAUUGUCAAGUUCUCUUUGCCAAUCCAAUACCACGUGUAUAUAAACUAAAUGAAGAAAAAUUCGAAAUGCUCAUCAUCAUCAAAAAAAAAAAAAAAAAAUUUUUUGCGUGAUGAUCAACCGAUGAUAUAAUCAUGUGUCUCCUUUAAUCACGAACAGACUCACACACACA